Messenger RNA from Miscanthus lutarioriparius, 1749 nucleotides. Lineage: Eukaryota; Viridiplantae; Streptophyta; Magnoliopsida; Poales; Poaceae. The record is from the annotation of a GenBank genome assembly.
AUGUCUUCGCCUUCGCCGCCGGCGCCGGCGAAAGAGGAGGGUCGUGCCCCGACCAAGUACGUGCUGAUCACCGGCGGCGUCGUCAGCGGCCUCGGCAAGGGCGUCACCGCCAGCAGCAUCGGCGUCGUCCUCAAGGCCUGCGGGCUUCGCGUCACCUGCAUCAAGAUCGAUCCGUACUUGAACACAGAUGCUGGCACAAUGUCCCCCUUUGAGCAUGGUGAGGUGUUUGUUCUUGAUGAUGGUGGAGAGGUUGACUUGGAUUUGGGGAAUUAUGAGCGUUUCAUAGAUGUUACCCUGACGAGGGAUAACAACAUUACCACCGGAAAGAUAUACCAGUCUGUCAUUGAGAAGGAGAGAAGGGGUGAUUAUCUUGGAAAGACUGUACAGGUUGUUCCUCAUGUCACGGAUGAAAUAAAACAGUGGAUCCAGUCCGUGUCUUCAGUUCCUGUGGAUGGGCAGACUCGUCCAGCUGAUGUUUGUGUUAUUGAAUUGGGAGGCACUGUAGGUGAUAUUGAGUCAAUGCCAUUCAUUGAAGCUUUGCGUCAAUUAUCCUUUUCUCUUGGCAAGGAGAAUUUCUGCCUCAUACACGUUAGCCUUGUUCCAGUAUUGGGUGUAGUUGGUGAGCAGAAAACUAAACCAACACAACACAGUGUACGAGAACUGAGAGCCUUGGGUCUGACUCCUGAUCUUCUAGCAUGCCGGUCAGCGCAGCCACUAAUAGGAUCUGUUAAAGAGAAGCUUUCACAAUUUUGCCAUGUCCCGGUCGAGAACAUACUUAACAUCCAUGAUGUUCCAAAUUUAUGGCAUGUCCCACUUAUUCUUAGAAACCAAAAGGCUCAUGAAGCUGUAAUCAAACAACUAAACCUUGCUAGAUCUGCUGGACCACCUGAGUUACGAGAUUGGACAGAUAUGGCUGAGUCGUAUGACAACCUCAAGAACUCUGUUAAAGUUGCUUUGGUUGGGAAGUAUACUAAUCUGACAGAUUCUUACCUAUCAGUGGUGAAGGCUCUCUUACAUGCCAGUGUUGCCUGUUCGUUAAAGCCAUCUAUCCAGUGGAUUGCAGCUUCGGACCUUGAAGAUGCAACUGCAAAAACAGCACCAGAUGCCCAUGCUGAAGCCUGGGAAACUCUUAAAGGUUCAUCAUGCAUUUUGAUACCUGGAGGAUUUGGGGAUCGUGGAAUCUCAGGGAUGAUAUUGGCUGCAAAAUAUGCUCGUGAGAAUAAAGUUCCAUACCUUGGUAUUUGCUUGGGCAUGCAGAUAUCAGUGAUUGAGAUGUCCAGACAUGUCCUGGGCCUGGUAGAUGCAGACAGUGAAGAGUUUAACAAGGAUACACCAAAUCAUGUUGUUAUGUACAUGCCUGAGGUUUCAAAAACACAUAUGGGAAACACGAUGAGGUUAGGCUGCAGGAGAACAUUCUUCAGCAAACCUGAUUGUCUUACAUCAAAACUGUAUGGAAGUCCUCCACAUGUAGAUGAGCGUCAUCGUCAUAGAUACGAGGUCAAUCCCUCUUUUGUUCCCAUGCUUGAAAGUGCUGGUCUUCAUUUUGUUGGUUGUGAUGAAAGUCGAAAGCGGAUGGAGAUUGUGGAGCUACAAGAUCAUCCCUUCUAUGUAGGUGUUCAGUUCCACCCAGAGUUCAAAUCAAGGCCUCGAAGACCUUCACCUCCUUUUACAGGUCUAAUAAUGGCGGCCACUAAACAACUGGGAACAAUUUCGAAUACCACCAAUGGCUACGUUGGAGCUUCUGACUAA